UUGGCGGAAGUGCGUGUAUGCGCGUGAGUGAGUGGAGUUGGGAGUCUUGGUGUGAGUUUCUAUUUCUGUGGUCGUUAUACUUUAUUUUCAAAGCUUUUCGUUUAUUUUGUGAAUUGAAGGAGAAGGAUUUAAGAUGUCGCAGGUUGUCCCGGGACAGUUUGACGACGCAGAGGACUCGGGCAGUGACUCCGAGUUCAGUCACAGUCCAGAGGAACAGGACAAACUCGGCAGAGCGACGUUACAGCUGUUGUCUCUAGACGCUAAAAGGAUAAAUGAUGAUAACCAGGAGGAUGAAGAGGACGAUGACGACGAUGAGGAGGAGGAGGAUGCUGAUGAUGUUGAAUGGGACUGGAAAGGGUCAGUCGGAGGAGACAUUACUAAGCGCUACGCGGCAAUGCGGACGGGGAACAGUCAGCAGGCAAACAGACAGAACACCCAAAAGUCAGAAAAGUUCUCGACGCCUUCAGACAAAGUGCUGAGGAAGUUCGAACACAAAAUAAACCUGGAUCAGCUGAACUACGCUCAUUCUGUCAUCAAUAAAGUCACAGCAAUGCAAAGACAGAGAGAAGCAGACACGUUUCGAGUUAAAGACAAGUCCGACAGAGCUACAGUGGAACAGGUGAUGGACCCCAGGACUCGCAUGAUUCUCUUCAAAAUGCUCAGCAGAGGCGUCAUUUCAGAGAUUAACGGCUGCAUCAGUACAGGGAAAGAGGCCAACGUCUACCAUGCGAGCACGCCUAAAGGAGAAAGCCGCGCUAUUAAGAUAUACAAGACCUCCAUCCUGCUGUUUAAGGACCGGGAUAAAUACGUCAGUGGGGAGUUCAGGUUUCGGCACGGCUACUGUAAAGGCAACCCGAGGAAGAUGGUCCGGACGUGGGCUGAGAAGGAAAUGAGGAACCUGAUCAGACUACAGACAGCAGGAAUUCCCAGUCCAGAGCCCGUCAUGCUUCGGAGUCAUGUCUUAGUCAUGGGCUUCAUAGGAAAAGAUGACAUGCCUGCACCCUUACUGAAGAACGCCGCACUGUCCGAAUCCAAAGCGCGAGAGUUGUACCUGCAGGUCAUCCAGAACAUGAGGCUGAUGUAUCAGGAGGCUCGGCUGGUGCACGCAGAUCUCAGCGAGUUUAACAUGCUGUACCAUGACGGAGAUGCCUACAUUAUCGACGUGUCUCAAUCAGUGGAGCAUGAUCAUCCUCACGCGCUGGAGUUUCUCCGAAAAGACUGCAGCAAUGUUAACGAUUUUUUCCAGAAACACAGUGUCGCUGUGAUGACGGUUCGGGAGCUGUUUGAGUUUGUCACAGACCCGUCCAUCACCAACGACAACAUCAACCAGUACCUGGAGAAGGCGAUGGAGAUCGCAUCAGCCCGAACAGCAGAGGAGAGGUCUAACCAGGACAAAGUGGACGAAGAGGUGUUUAAGAAGGCCUAUAUUCCUCGUACGUUGAAUGAAGUGAGUCAUUACGAACGAGACGUGGAUGCCAUGAUGAAGGAGCAGGAGAACAAACAGAACGAUAACAUCCUGUACCAGACAGUGACGGGCCUGAAAAAGGAUUUAUCAGGCGUACAGACGGUUCCUUCCUUACUAGAGGGCUGUGCUGAAGAAGGGAGCUCCAGCAGUAGUGGUGGUGAGGAGGAGGAGGAGGAGGAGGAGGACGAUGAAGAUGAGCACGAAUCUGGAGAAGAGGACACGCAGGAACACAGCGGCCAGGACAAGGAGCAACCGCUGGACAAAAAAGAAAGAAAGAAGUUGGUAAAAGAAGCUCAGAGGGAGAAACGAAAAAAUAAAGUACCAAAGCACGUGAAGAAGCGCAAAGAGAAAGUGGCCAAGAUGAAGAAAGGACGAUGAAAAGGAAUCAUCAGGCUCGGGUUUGGGCUCGUGACUGAUGGACAGAAAACAUUUAGUUAAAAAAAAAAGGCACGUGUGUCUUUAUUCUUCUCAUCAACCUCAUGUACAUCUGAUGAUUUGGUAAAUUAAACAUGUUUUUAAAAGUU
This is a messenger RNA of Neoarius graeffei (lesser salmon catfish), 1989 nucleotides long. RefSeq names its product RIO kinase 1 (yeast) (gene riok1). Gene Ontology annotation, cellular component: cytosol; preribosome, small subunit precursor. The record is from RefSeq and is a predicted model, not a curated record. Gene Ontology annotation, molecular function: protein serine/threonine kinase activity; ATP binding. The transcript has 17 exons. NCBI's taxonomy places the organism in Eukaryota, Metazoa, Chordata, Actinopteri, Siluriformes, Ariidae. Bases 134 to 1843 code for a protein of 569 amino acids. Gene Ontology annotation, biological process: maturation of SSU-rRNA.